CGCUGCUCAAUUCCAGACUGUUUCAAGUUUGCUCACUCAGGAGGAAAGUGCAUUGCGCACGGUGGGGGAGCUCGAUGCACAGAAGAUGGCUGCAAAAGUCGUGCUCGGUCGAAGGGUAAGUGCUACACUCAUGGCGGCGGCAUGGUCUGCUCCCACCCAGAGUGCACGACGCGGGCUAAGACCAAGGGCAAAUGCGUUGCUCACGGAGGAGGCACUCUUUGCUCUGAAGCUGGGUGUGACAAGCUGGUGAUUUCGGACGGAAGGUGCAUCGCGCAUGGU
Phytophthora sojae is the source of this 279-nucleotide messenger RNA. RefSeq lists its product as hypothetical. The transcript has a single exon. The annotation marks the transcript as partial. NCBI's taxonomy places the organism in Eukaryota, Oomycota, Peronosporomycetes, Peronosporales, Peronosporaceae. The record is from RefSeq and is a predicted model, not a curated record.